AUGAGUCAGUCCUCCUCUUCCUCUUCCACACCCUCUCCUGCAGAGGGUGGUGAUUUGGUCUCCAGCCUUGACAAGCUUUUUAAGGACUUCAAACUGGAAAGUAAAAUGGUCUCUCAGGAAGCCAUCACAUUGAUUCAGUCAGACCUGGAGAAGGGGGACCUUCAGAGAGCAGUUUCUGCAAUUAGUGAUGCACUGAGAGACAUUGACAAUGCCCCUCUGAACAUUGCUGUGAUUGGGGAGUCUGGGGCAGGGACGUCCAGCUUCAUCAGUGCCCUGCUGGGAGUUGGGCAAGAUGAUGAAAACGCUGCCCACACUGGGUCAUUGGAGAUAAACUUGGAGAGAACCAAAUACGAAUACAAAAAAUUUCCCAAUGUGAUGUUAUGGGACCUGCCUAGCCUGGGAACCACUCAACUUCCACUACAUGAGUAUCUGCAGAAAAUGAAAUUUGGGGAAUAUGAUUUCUUUAUUGUCAUCUCUGCUACAUGCUUCAAAGAGAAUGAUUUGCAUCUGACUAUGGCAAUUAGGAAAAUGAAGAAGCAUUUCUAUUUUGUCCGAACUAAAGUGGACAUUGAUUUAAAGAAUCUAAGAAAGUUGAAACCCAGCACAUUCAAUAAGGAUGAAGUCCUGCAAAGGAUCCGCAAUUACUAUGUGACUCAGUUGGAGAAAGCCAAUAUGGGUGACACUAACAUCUUCCUAGUCUUCAGCCUUGAAUUGUCUGACUUUGAUUUCCAAUGCCUAAAGACCACGCUUCUGAGGGAGCUCCCAAUCCACAAGAACCAAAAGCACCACAUCUUCAUGCAAUACCUGUCAACUGUUGCUGAGGUUGCCAUUGAUGAGAGGAGGGAUUCCCUGAGAAAGAAGGUCUGGUUGGAGGCCCUGAAGGCUGGAACUUCGGCCUCCAGCCUUUUCAUGGGUUCAUUCAGUGAUAAUGAUAUGGAGAAACUGGAGGAGAGUUUAUCCUUCUACAGGUCUCAUUUUAGUCUGGAUGAUGCAUCCCUGGAAACCACAGCCAAGGACUUUAACGUGUCUGUACAGAAACUCAAGGCAAACCUCAUAUCUCCCCAUUUGCUAUCAGUUGAGAAGGAUGAUGAGUCAUUAGACGAAAAACUGUUGAGAUAUGUGGAAAAAUUCUGCCCUGUUAGUGCCUCUCCUUUUUACAUUGAGAUGAUUUUCUGUUUACAAAAUUAUUUCCUUGAGUGUGUGGCAAUGGAUGCUAAAGUUCUUCUUAGAGAAGACAAUUUUAAGGAUGUUGUGGGCUCUGGACCAAAUUCCCUACUUCAGCAUGUCAGGAAUGAUAAUGGGAAAAGUGAGACACCCAGCUCCUGA
Molecule: messenger RNA, 1326 nt
Organism: Mustela lutreola (European mink)
Lineage: Eukaryota; Metazoa; Chordata; Mammalia; Carnivora; Mustelidae
Product: interferon-gamma-inducible GTPase 10-like
Exons: 1
Coding region: 1-1326 (441 amino acids)
Biological process (GO): defense response; cellular response to interferon-beta
Cellular component (GO): endoplasmic reticulum membrane
Molecular function (GO): GTPase activity; GTP binding
Source: RefSeq, a predicted model, not a curated record